GUUACGAGAGCUUCCAGCAGCCACAAGGACAGAAGCUGGUUCGUUAUCAAGUCGCUGUUAUCGUCAGAGACCUCCCAAGUCCUAUGACAAGAAGGUCAAAUGUGUGCACCAUGUACACGGUUUUGCUCAAGGCGCCGACCCUCGUGCCGGAGCCCGCCGGGGCCGAGCCGCCGGUCGCCGAGGCCGAGCCGCCGGGCGGCUUGGCCGGUGGAGUCGUCCCGGCGAAGGCCGCGCCCUGGACCUCUCGUGGUGCCCGGCUGGGCCCGAGCCAUGUGCGCAUGGCCACGGGCACUGCGAGGGGGUGGUGCGACUGGCCGGAGCACUUGAGGGAACGGGCAGUGGAGGUCGGCGGCCUGGCGGCGCUGCCCAUCAGUGUCGAGGGCGCCUUGCCCAAGUUCUGGAUCCCCAUCUUCAACGAGACCUCCAGCUCGCUGACAGCGCUCGCUGACAGCCCUCGUGCCCUGGAGGCCCUGGAGGCCUCGCUCCAGCUGGCCGAGCGCGGCGGGGACAGCGCGCAGGCGUCGCGUCUUCGCCAGAGGUUGCAGGAGCUAGAGGAGGCCAACCCGUUUACCGCGCUGCUCUGGCGGCAGCAGAAGCAGGUCCGCGACGCGGCGUGCAAGGUGCUGCUCGGCCGCCAGGAGCCGCUCGGCGAGCGGCUAGAGGCGUUGCGCUCCCUGCGAAACCUGGCGAUGCCGCCAGCGGCCGCGGCUGGCGCCGAGGCGGCGCUGCAGUCGGUCCUGGCCGAAGUGGCGGGCCCGGGCGCGGCGGAGCUGCGGGGGGCGGCCGAGGAGGCGCUGUGGGCGUGCUACUGCGCCUCAGGCGACGACGAGAUCGAAGAAAAGAUGCGGCGCGGAGGCGCCCUGCUGGAGCGGCGAGACUUCAAGGCUGCCGUCGCUGUGUUCACCGAGGUGGUCGACUCGGCCCCCGACUUCGCAGAGGGGUGGAACAAGCGGGCGACCGCGUACUACCUUAUGCAGGAGUACCAGCUCUCCCUAGAGGACUGCGACAGGGUCCUGUCCCUGAAGCCGGGCCACUUCGGGUGCCUUUCGGGCAAGGGCAUGUGCCACAUGUCGCUAGGGCAGGGCAAGCAGGCUGCGGCAACCUUCAAGCGCGCCCUGACGGUCCACCCCGGAAUGGGAGGCGCGCUGCAGGCCCUGGACAGGCUCGACCGGAAAGGUAACCUGCAAAAGCUCCUGGUGCCCCGGGCGGACGAGGUGAUCCAGGCCAUCGAGAGCAACCGCAGCGCGCCCAGCAGCUGGGAGCUGGGCAGCGGCCUCCGCGGCGAUGGCAACGACGGCGUCGCGGUCGACUGGGACGUCCACCAGGUCGCCCCGGACGGCAGCGGUGGCCCGCUGACGUACUUCUUCCGGGUGGGCUUCCGGAACAAGAGCAUCGGCACGGUGCCCGUCCGCAGCCUGGGCCGGUUCUACGUGCUGAGGUUCGAGAGCGGCCGGGUGUUCCCGAUCAUGCGCCCGACGGAGGGCGCCGCCGAGUUCUACUUGGAGCCUGGCGAGGAGUACAGAUACGCGUGGAUCUUCAGCGUGAGCCAGCCCCUGGCGGAGAUGCACGGUGGGAUGCUGCUGGACCGGCCCUCCCGGGCGGCCACCUCGGACCGCGAGCGCUUCGUGGGGGCGAACUUGCCUGUGCUGCCGGUGAGCCAGGCGCCCGAGGUCGGCGUGCAGCACCUCGAGGUGCUCGCCGAGGGGCACGUCUUCAUGGGCCAGCUCGACCUCACGCAGCUGGACAAGUGAGCCGCGCUUUCCCAGGACCCCCUCGCGUCAUGAAAAGGUAAUGGCCGAAGCUUUUUCGCCAUCUUCGGCCUGCGGGUUCCUUGAUUUCUGGACCUCGGGACCGUCAGAAAACAACUCGGGAUGAAAAACGGGUCCCGGGUAAUGGGUACGGACCAUUGGAAGUCGACGUCAUACAAAAAACAACAAACAUGGCGUCAGAUGCCUGGGGUUGGUGCGCGCCGCCAUUGGGGGGGUAGACCUUCCGGGCUCUGCAGAGGCGG
Molecule: messenger RNA, 2011 nt
Organism: Prorocentrum cordatum
Lineage: Eukaryota; Dinophyceae; Prorocentrales; Prorocentraceae
Source: the annotation of a GenBank genome assembly